UCCGCCAUUUUCUCUCCGUCAGCAGAUCAGAGCAGAAGCGUCGAGUUGAGCUCGUGUCGAACAGACUCUAUCAGAUCCUUACAAACUUCUGCCGGGCUUUAGAUAGCGAUGCCGGCCGAUCCGCUGCGUGUCGCGGUCGUGUGCUCCAGCAACCAGAACCGCAGUAUGGAAGCGCACAACAUCCUGAGCAAGCGAGGGUUUGACGUGCGUUCCUUCGGCACAGGGACUCAUGUGAAACUGCCUGGACCGGCUCCGGACAAACCCAACAUUUACGACUUUAAAACCACUUAUGAGCAGAUGUACAAUGACUUGGUGCGCAAAGACAAAGAACUAUACACACAGAAUGGCAUCUUACACAUGUUAGAACGAAACAAACGCAUUAAAAUCCGACCGGAGCGAUUCCAAAGCUGCAAGGAUCAGUUUGAUCUGGUCAUCACCUGUGAGGAGAGAGUUUAUGACCAGGUGGUGGAGGACCUAAACUCUCGUGAGCAGGAAACCUUUCAGCCUGUACACGUCAUAAAUGUGGACAUUCAGGAUAACCACGAGGAGGCCACACUGGGAGCGUUUCUCAUCUGUGAACUUUGCCAAUGUAUUCAACACACGGAUGAUAUGGAGAAUGAAAUCGAUGAACUUCUGCAGGAAUUUGAGGAGAAAAGCCACAGACCGUUUCUACACACCGUCUGUUUCUACUGACACACGCAUACAUUCAGCCCCCCUCACACUGAACACAGUCAGACCGGUUGCCAUGGCAGCAGAGUACAGGCAUGACAGUCGCUCAUUUACAUGCUAAGAGAGUCAUGUAAUACACACACACACGUACACGUAUAUAAAACAGUCAGGAUGAGAGCGUCUCUCUGUGUCGUGUCAGUCUCAGUACGGCACAAUGACUUGAAGGACAUCUGACUUUCUCUUCAUGUGUGUAUGAGGAUGCUAAGGGUUAAAUAUUAAUCAGCUGGAGAUGGACACAGAAUGGAUCUAACACUGAUUCUGUUAGGAGUUACAGAUCUGAUCUGUGUUCAGUACAUGGCAGCCAGUCUCAAAACCCUUAAAGGGACAGUUCACCCCAAAAUUAACAUCAUUACCCUCAUGUUGUUCCAAACCUGUAUACAUUUAUUUGCUCAAAACAUCUUCCUUUGUGUUCAGCUUGUAACCAAACCGUUUUUGAGCACCACUGACUUCAAUAGUAAUAUUUCCUACUAUGGAAGUCAAUGGUGCUUCAGUUUUCUGCUUCAUUACAAACAUCUUCAUCAGAACAAAGACAUGAAUACAGGUUUGUAACAACAUGAGGGGGAAUACGUUUUGGGGUGAACUGUCCCUUUAACACGUUCGGUGUCAAUGAGUGACCCAUCAGUUGGUAUCUUGCAGAUCAUUUUGUAAUUCCAGAGGGCUUUUUUUAACUGGGCUAUCAGAUAUCUUGUGUUUGAGUUUUUACUCUGGAUGUGAAUAUAUAUAUAUAUAUAUAUAUAUUUUGAAUUUCUUUCACGGUUACUUAAACAUGAACUUGAAAUGCGAGAUUUAAGUUUUUUUUUUCUUUAAUUUUGUAAAUGAAAGUAAGUUUGUGUAAUUGUAUCUGACUCAGCCCAGAGUGCCUGAUAUUAUUAUUAUUCUUGUAAAUAUUGCGCUAUAUAUGAAAGAAUGAAUGAAUGAAUAAAAGCGUCAAUGAA
Paramisgurnus dabryanus is the source of this 1664-nucleotide messenger RNA. RefSeq names its product SSU72 homolog, RNA polymerase II CTD phosphatase (gene ssu72). NCBI's taxonomy places the organism in Eukaryota, Metazoa, Chordata, Actinopteri, Cypriniformes, Cobitidae. Gene Ontology annotation, biological process: mRNA processing. The record is from RefSeq and is a predicted model, not a curated record. Gene Ontology annotation, molecular function: phosphoprotein phosphatase activity. Gene Ontology annotation, cellular component: nucleus.